CAGUUAAACUCAUUAUAAACUGCAAAGUAUAAAUGAUAUCACGUCACAAAAAUCUCAAAAUAUGUAUUUACAUCAACUGUCGUCAUAAGCUGAAGCCGUCCCUGCCUUCCCAACGCAAUCAAACAUAGACUUUGGUCUUCAUUCCGAAUGUCGCUAUAAAUUAACUAACAAAAAUUUGAACAUUAUAAUUUCGCUGCACAAAAGUUGAUAGUGAAUCGUUAGUUUCUCAACUUGCACGAUUAUAACUAACAAUGUUAAUAUCUCGAUUACGUUUGAUAACAUUUGAUGUAACUGGGACACUUCUGAAAUUUCGAUCAUCACCAAGUCAACAGUACGGGGAGAUCGGGGCAAUGUACGGAAUUCUGUGCGAUAACAACACUUUGAGCGCCAAUUUCAAAGCUCACUGGCGCAAAAUGACCAAAGAGCAUCCAAACUUCGGGCUUCACACUGGAUUAGGAUGGGAACGUUGGUGGAAUAUGGUGGUGAAAGGAACCUUCAAGGACUCCAAGUAUGAUUUGGAUGACAAAAAACUCGAUGCUGUCGCUUCACAUCUGAUAGAAGUUUAUAAAAGUUCGGCUUGCUGGCAACCAUGUUACGGAGUGAAGGAUCUGUUGUCUUAUAUUCGGAGCAAAGGUGUGGCCAUGGGAGUCAUUUCGAAUUUUGACCCAAGACUUCACAGCAUCUUGAUAAACAUGAAACUCAGGCACUUUUUUCAAUUAGUUCUGACGUCUUACGAUGUUGGAAUGGAAAAACCAGAUCCUAGAAUUUUCCAAGAAGCUAUGUUCAUUUCCAAAUUGAAAAAUCUGGUGCCAGAAGAAUGUCUCCACAUUGGAGAUAAAGCUCUGUUGGACUACUCGGGAGCGAAAGCCAGCGGAUGGAAUGCUGUUUUGAUAGAUGAUAGGCAAGCAGCGCUUAUUCAAAAUAAAUACCCGGAUGUAGAUCCAGCUCACGUUUUCUCAAGUUUAUAUGAUUUACAUAAACAUUUCGUAGAAACUUCGAAUGAUAAACUUUCUUCGCAUACGUUAUGAAUUCAUACCUGAAAGCAGGAAACAUUCAUCUCGUUAGUUGAAACUGCUUGAAUUUUUUUUUCUUUGUGAUUCUGACAUAUCAUAGUUUUCAUUAAUCAAUCAGAUAGGUGUUUUUUCAUGAUGGGAAAAAAAUACAUUCUGAAUACUCGUAAUGAAAAUGAAAACUACU
Leptinotarsa decemlineata (Colorado potato beetle) is the source of this 1197-nucleotide messenger RNA. It is a transcript of the gene Reg-2, whose product is annotated as Rhythmically expressed gene 2. Lineage: Eukaryota; Metazoa; Arthropoda; Insecta; Coleoptera; Chrysomelidae. The record is from RefSeq and is a predicted model, not a curated record. Gene Ontology annotation, cellular component: nucleus.